Messenger RNA from Phacochoerus africanus (Common warthog), 5252 nucleotides. It is a transcript of the gene KDM2B, whose product is annotated as lysine demethylase 2B. Gene Ontology annotation, biological process: regulation of transcription by RNA polymerase II; protein demethylation. The coding region runs from base 414 to 4226 and encodes 1270 amino acids. Gene Ontology annotation, molecular function: transcription coregulator activity; DNA binding; protein binding. The record is from RefSeq and is a predicted model, not a curated record. NCBI's taxonomy places the organism in Eukaryota, Metazoa, Chordata, Mammalia, Artiodactyla, Suidae. The transcript is spliced from 23 exons.
CCAACAACAAAACAGCGAUGCCAGGGCGCUAACGGCGCCCGGUGCCUCCCGGGCGCCCUCCCCUCCCCACGCCUCCUCUGGCCGCCGCCCCCGCCCCCCCCCCCAUCCCGGGAGGAGUGCCCCCACCACCACUAGCCGGGCCGCGGGCUCCGAGCGCGAUCGGCAACAAUGUUUACGUUCCGGGGAUUAUGACGUCGACGCCUCCCCCCCCACACAACUGCUGAAAAUGGUUUCCUAGGACUUUGCAAACGGAUCUGCUUAAGUGUUGGUGCAAAACUUUGUAGAUCUCGGCUCUGGCUUGCUUUAUUUAUUUAUUUUUUGGCUUGUUUUCUUUGGUCUUCCCUCCUUCCCCCCUCCGCCAAAAUGCAGGGGGCAGGAGUGUUGACAAUUAAUUGGUGAACUCUCCUAAAAAAAUGGAGGCAGAGAAAGACUCUGGAAGAAGAUUGCGCCCGAUUGACCGCCAGAGAUACGACGAGAACGAGGACUUAUCGGACGUGGAGGAGAUCGUCAGCGUCCGCGGCUUCAGCCUGGAGGAGAAGCUGCGCAGCCAGCUGUACCAGGGGGACUUCGUGCACGCCAUGGAGGGCAAAGAUUUCAACUAUGAGUACGUGCAGAGAGAAGCUCUCAGAGUUCCCCUGAUAUUUCGAGAAAAGGAUGGACUUGGAAUUAAGAUGCCUGACCCUGAUUUCACAGUCCGAGAUGUCAAACUCCUAGUGGGCAGCCGGCGGCUGGUGGAUGUGAUGGACGUGAACACCCAGAAAGGCACGGAGAUGAGCAUGUCGCAGUUUGUGCGGUACUAUGAGACGCCCGAGGCCCAGCGGGACAAGUUGUACAAUGUCAUCAGCCUCGAGUUCAGCCACACCAAGCUGGAGCACUUGGUCAAGCGUCCCACCGUGGUGGACCUGGUGGACUGGGUGGACAACAUGUGGCCUCAGCACUUGAAGGAAAAGCAGACGGAAGCCACAAACGCCAUUGCGGAGAUGAAGUACCCGAAAGUGAAGAAGUACUGUCUGAUGAGCGUGAAAGGUUGUUUCACUGACUUCCACAUCGACUUUGGAGGCACUUCCGUUUGGUACCAUGUUUUCCGGGGCGGGAAGAUAUUUUGGCUGAUUCCUCCAACCUUGCACAACUUAGCGCUGUACGAGGAGUGGGUGCUCUCAGGCAAACAGAGUGACAUCUUCCUGGGAGACCGUGUGGAACGAUGCCAAAGAAUUGAGCUGAAGCAGGGCUACACAUUUUUCAUCCCUUCCGGCUGGAUCCAUGCAGUCUACACCCCCGUAGACUCCCUGGUAUUCGGCGGAAAUAUCCUGCACAGCUUCAACGUGCCCAUGCAGCUGCGGAUCUACGAGAUUGAGGACAGAACACGGGUGCAGCCCAAAUUCCGUUAUCCCUUCUACUAUGAGAUGUGCUGGUAUGUCUUGGAGAGAUACGUGUACUGUGUGACCCAGCGGUCCUACCUCACUCAGGAAUACCAGAGAGAAUCAAUGCUUAUUGAUGCCCCAAGAAAGCCCAGCAUAGACGGCUUCUCAUCAGAUUCCUGGCUGGAGAUGGAGGAAGAGUCCUGUGAGCAGCAGCCCCAGGAAGAGGAGAAGGAGGAAGAGGAAGAGGAAGAGGAGGAGGGCACAGAUAAGACGCCCAAACCACCCACUGAUGGCCCUGCCUCGCCCACCAGCAUCCCCUCAGAGGACCAGGAGGCCCCUGGGAAGAAGCCCAAAGCCCCUGCCAUGCGGUUCCUCAAAAGAACUUUGUCGAACGAGUCGGAGGACAGUGUGAAGUCCGCCACGAUGCCCAUAGACUACCCCAAGACGCCCACCGGCUCUCCGGCCACUGAGGUCUCUGCCAAAUGGACCCACCUCACCGAGUUUGAGCUGAAGGGCCUGAAAGCUCUGGUGGAGAAACUUGAAUCCCUCCCUGAGAAUAAGAAGUGUGUCCCAGAGGGCAUUGAGGACCCCCAGGCACUCCUGGAGGGUGUGAAGAAUGUCCUGAAGGAGCAUGCGGACGACGAUCCCAGUCUGGCCAUCACUGGGGUCCCUGUAGUCACUUGGCCAAAGAAGACUCCAAAGAACCGAGCGGUGGGUCGGCCCAAGGGGAAGUUGGGCCCGGCCUCCGCCGUGAAGUUGGCCGCCAACCGGACCACGGCGGGAGCUCGCCGACGCCGGACGCGAUGCCGCAAGUGCGAGGCCUGCCUGCGGACGGAGUGCGGAGAGUGCCACUUCUGCAAGGACAUGAAGAAGUUCGGGGGCCCCGGGCGGAUGAAGCAGAGCUGCAUCAUGCGGCAAUGCAUUGCGCCAGUGCUGCCCCAUACCGCCGUGUGCCUGGUGUGUGGCGAGGCAGGGAAAGAGGACACGGUGGAAGAGGAAGAAGGCAAGUUUAACCUCAUGCUCAUGGAGUGCUCCAUCUGCAACGAAAUCAUCCACCCUGGAUGCCUUAAGAUUAAGGAGUCAGAGGGCGUGGUCAACGAUGAGCUUCCAAACUGCUGGGAGUGUCCAAAGUGUAACCACGCCGGCAAGACCGGGAAACAAAAGCGUGGCCCUGGCUUUAAGUACGCCUCCAAUCUGCCCGGCUCCCUGCUCAAGGAGCAGAAGAUGAACCGGGACAACAAGGAAGGGCAGGAGCCUGCCAAGCGGAGGAGUGAGUGUGAGGAGGCGCCCCGGCGCAGGUCAGACGAGCACCCCAAGAAGGUGCCCCCUGACGGCAUCCUGCGCCGAAAGUCGGAUGAUGUGCACCUGAGGAGGAAGCGGAAAUAUGAGAAGCCCCAGGAGCUGAGUGGACGCAAGCGACUAAAGCCUGGCAAAGAAGAUAAGCUUUUCAGGAAAAAGCGUCGAUCCUGGAAGAACUCAGAGGACCGGAUGGCUCUAGCCAACAAGCCCCUCAGGCGGUUCAAGCAGGAGCCAGAGGAUGACCUGCCCGAGGCGCCCCCCAAGACCAGGGAGAGUGACCACUCCCGCUCCAGCUCCCCCACUGCUGGGCCCAGUACCGAAGGCACAGAGGGCUCGGAGGAGAAGAAGAAAGUGAAGAUGCGCCGGAAGCGGCGGCUCCCCAACAAGGAGCUGAGCAAGGAGCUGAGCAAGGAGCUGAACCAGGAGAUCCAGAAGACGGAGAGCAGCCUGGCCAAUGAGAACCACCAGCCCAUCAAGUCAGAGCCCGAGAGUGAGAACGAGGAGCCCAAGCGGCCCCUGGGCCUCUGUGAGCGCCCCCACCGCUUCAGCAAGGGCCUCAACGGCACCCCCCGGGAGCUGCGGCACCAGCUGGGGCCUGGGCUGCGCAGCCCACCCCGAGUCAUCUCCCGGCCCCCUCCCUCCGUGUCCCCCCCUAAAUGUAUCCAGAUGGAGCGACAUGUGAUCCGGCCACCCCCCAUCAGCCCCCCGCCCGACUCGCUGCCCCUGGACGAUGGGGCAGCCCACGUCAUGCACAGGGAGGUGUGGAUGGCCGUCUUCAGCUACCUCAGCCACCGAGACCUAUGUGUUUGCAUGCGGGUCUGCAGGACCUGGAACCGCUGGUGCUGUGAUAAGCGGUUAUGGACCCGCAUCGACCUGAACCACUGCAAGUCCAUCACGCCCCUGAUGCUGAGUGGCAUCAUCCGGCGACAGCCUGUUUCCCUGGACCUCAGCUGGACCAAUAUCUCCAAGAAACAGCUGAGCUGGCUCAUUAACCGGUUGCCUGGGCUCCGAGACUUGGUGCUGUCGGGCUGCUCAUGGAUUGCAGUCUCAGCCCUCUGUAGCUCCAGCUGCCCGCUGCUCCGGACCCUGGAUGUCCAGUGGGUAGAAGGACUAAAGGACGCCCAGAUGCGGGAUCUUCUGUCUCCACCUACGGAUAACAGGCCAGGUCAGAUGGAUAAUCGGAGUAAGCUCCGGAACAUCGUGGAGCUGCGUCUUGCUGGCCUGGACAUCACCGACGCCUCCCUGCGGCUCAUCAUUCGCCACAUGCCCCUGCUCUCCAAGCUCCACCUCAGUUACUGUAACCAUGUCACCGACCAGUCCAUCAACCUGCUCACUGCCGUGGGCACCACCACCCGAGACUCCUUAACCGAAAUCAACCUUUCAGACUGCAAUAAGGUUACUGACCAGUGCCUGUCCUUCUUCAAACGCUGUGGGAAUAUCUGUCACAUUGACCUGAGGUAUUGCAAGCAAGUCACCAAGGAAGGCUGCGAGCAGUUCAUAGCGGAAAUGUCUGUUAGUGUCCAGUUCGGGCAAGUGGAAGAAAAACUCCUGCAAAAACUGAGUUAGUCCAAGGACAAACCGCAGCACGAUUCCAUUUUGCAAGUCUGGCCGAGGGAGCAGCCGUUCUGCCGCCCGUUUCGGAGAUGAGUGAGCCGGGCGCAUUCCUCGGGUCUUUCUGAAUCAAAACUGCACUGCUUUCUGGACCAUUUCUAAGGCGGCCUUUUAUCAAGAAGACAUUCCUGUCGAGAGGAAGAGGAUGGACUUGGGAGAAAUUUUCUUACUCAAGCAUGAGCUUAGGAAUUGUUUUUGGACGUGGUGGUGGUUUUGUUUUGGACACCUUAUUCCUGGCAACUUUGGGGGUUUUGGUGUCAGCCUAAAGUGGACCACACACCACAUCUGCCGUCUUGACAUAUUUGUUUGGUUUUGUUACAUCUUACAUUAUGCAGAACUAUUUUUGUACAAAUUGUUUAAAAGUUAUUUAUGCAAGGUUUGAAUGCAUACCAGUGUUUUUAUUGUUUUGAGAUUGCCAACUUUCCUGGUUUCUUUAAAGUAGGAGAGAACUUAACCUGUACUUCAUACAAAUCCAUCUACACAUGUGCCCAGAUGUGGCAAAGUAGGCUCAGACCUCCCAGGUAAAAGCAUGUUUAACUGGAAGUUGAGUGCCUGCUUUGUAUGUCAAGAAGUUUAAGCAUGUUGUGGGUAUAUGUAAAUUAGAGUCAAAGUGAGACACUUGGCUAAAUUUCCUCUGUAUAGAAUUCACCUUUUCCUCAAAAUUUUAAAAUUCUGACUUCAGCCUUUGCACUCAGGAGGGUUAUGCUCCAGCAUGAGCUCUUGUACUCUACAUAGAUCUAAUUUCUACAGUGAGUCAAGAAGUAGAAUAAACGAUUCAACAUAGUCUUUCUUUUCCUUUUUUUUCCUCCUCUCCUUCGAAGUGGAGUUGAGUUCUCGUUUAAGGUUUAUAACAUGGCUGUUUCCCAGUUGUAAAGUUAUGCAUUCAUAAGUGCCAUUGUUGUAAGGUGUUGUUUUCCUAGCCCCUCCCUGACACGGUUUUACCUUUGUUGAAUUUGUAUAAACAAUUGUACAAAAAAAGCA